Molecule: messenger RNA, 621 nt
Organism: Eutrema salsugineum
Lineage: Eukaryota; Viridiplantae; Streptophyta; Magnoliopsida; Brassicales; Brassicaceae
Product: putative cysteine-rich repeat secretory protein 32
Source: RefSeq, a predicted model, not a curated record
AUGAAUAUUUGCACCACAAUUGCCUCGUCACUCAAGGGAACUAUAAGCCUGGAAGCAAGUACGCUAAAGACCUUAACUAUCUCAUCGAAUCCGUCUCUCUCCUUGAACUUAAGAACGGUUUCGUCUAUGACUUAUGGCGAGGCUCCUGAUUCCGUUACCAUCGUAUUUCAGUGCCGUGGUGACUCCUACGGGCCCAAGUGUCGCUCCUGCUACGCCAUAGCCGUCGCCGGGCUUCGUAGAAGAUGUCCGAGAAACAAAGUGGCAAUAAUAUGGUACGACCAAUGUUUUCUCCAUGUUAAUAAGAUUGAAGUCCCAAUGCAAACGAUGGAUUACGAGAAUACUUUCUCUAUGCACAAUCCAAACAACGUGAGAGGAGAUAAAAGGUUGUUCAACAAGGAGACAAGAGAUUUCCUUAACGAACUGAUCCCUAAAGCCUUGAAACCCAACGCUAUCAACUAUGUAUAUUACGCGGCAGGGGAGAAGAGACUUGAGGCCAAUAGACUAUAUGCAAUGGUGCAGUGUGCACAAAACGCACUGAAGUGUAAGGUGUGUUUAGAAUCGAGUAUUAGGGAGCUUUCCAAGUGCUGCGACGAACACAUCCUCAUGACAAUUCUUAGUUAG